This is a messenger RNA of Antechinus flavipes (yellow-footed antechinus), 8370 nucleotides long. It is a transcript of the gene ARID5B, whose product is annotated as AT-rich interaction domain 5B. The record is from RefSeq and is a predicted model, not a curated record. Gene Ontology annotation, molecular function: transcription cis-regulatory region binding. The transcript has 10 exons. Lineage: Eukaryota; Metazoa; Chordata; Mammalia; Dasyuromorphia; Dasyuridae. Gene Ontology annotation, biological process: regulation of transcription by RNA polymerase II. Gene Ontology annotation, cellular component: nucleus. Bases 805 to 4356 code for a protein of 1183 amino acids.
GUGUGUGUGUGUGUGCACACUGGGUUCACUUGCCUUUCCCUGUAUGUGUGUGUGUGUGUGUGUGUGUGUGCUUUUCCCGAGUGUGUGUUUUUUUUGCAAAGCGAACAAAUGCAUUAAUAUUUAUAUGUUUAUAUAAUCGAUAACCCACUUUUCCCUUCCGUGUAAAUAGGCAUCAAAAGAUAAUUUAACAGAUUAGUUCUUGAAAACAUGGCAGUGAGGAAGCGUAAUUUAACUAUCAAACAAAUCUACAUGUCUAAUAAAAUCAGAUCUGCUAAAGAGCGGCGGGCGCCCCUGAAUCUCUGCAGGAAACGUUCUUUAUAUUAGACAUAUAUAAGCAGGUCCUGGCAGAUGCACGAACGAGCCCCGGCGCAAUCGGCCCCCCGAAAAAGACAAUCCGCGGGGAACGCGCCCCCAUUUCCAAUUUCGAGAAACCCCGUACGAGGCGGAGGCAGAUCCGGGGGGUCCUUGAUUUUUCGGAGGGCUGCGACGUGCAUUUUGCCUUGAUCCAUCCGCUCUGUCCCCCGUCUCCGAGCGGGUCUCUCUCGCGAUUGGGAAUUUGAUCCCCGGCGGUUCGGGGUGGGGCCGGGUCUUUAAGGCACCGGGGGAAAAUUGGGGCGUCGGAGAAAUAUUAGGCGCCCUUUUUGGUCAUUUUGGGGGCGGCGGGGAGGGGUGGGCUUGAUUUUAUAUUGAGACGCCGGGCCGGCUGGAGGGCGAGAAUGCUUUUCCCUGCCAGGACCUGAUGCAAUCCAUUCAAGCCAACAAGUUUGGAGAGAAUGUUGAGUUCAAUCAAUUCAGAACGUCGAGAUGGAGCUCAGCUCACUCCAGUGGGUCGGCUCUCCGUGUGGCUUGCACGGACCGUACAUUUUCUACAAGGCUUUUCAGUUCCACCUUGAAGGCAGACCAAGAAUUUUGUCCCUUGGCGACUUUUUCUUUGUAAGAUGUAAGCCAAAGGAUCCGAUUUGCAUAGCCGAGCUGCAGCUGUUGUGGGAAGAGAGGACUAGCAGUCAACUUUUAUCCAGCUCCAAACUUUAUUUCCUCCCAGAAGACACUCCCCAGGGCAGGAAUAGCGACCAUGGCGAGGAUGAAGUGAUUGCAGUUUCCGAAAAGGUAAUUGUGAAACUUGAAGACCUGGUCAAGUGGGCACAUUCAGACUUCUCCAAGUGGAAGUGUGGUCUCCGGGCUGGGCCAGUAAAACUUGAAGAAUUGAGCAAGAAUGGACAGAAAGAAGCUUUGCUCAAAUAUAGGCAGUCGACUUUGAACAGCGGACUCAACUUCAAAGACGUCCUCAAGGAAAAGGCAGACCUUGGUGAGGAUGAUGAAGAUUCCAAUGUGAUCGUCCUCAGCUAUCCCCAGUACUGUCGCUACCGUUCCAUGCUGAAACGUAUUCAAGACAAGCCGUCGUCAGUGCUGACAGACCAGUUUGUCUUGGCCCUGGGUGGAAUUGCCGUGGUCAGUAAGAAUCCACAGAUCCUUUACUGUCGGGACACUUUUGACCACCCAACUCUUAUAGAAAAUGAGAGUAUAUGUGAUGAAUUUGCGCCAAAUCUUAAAGGAAGGCCACGCAAAAAGAAAUCGUGCCCUCAGAGAAGAGAUUCGGUAAAUGGCGUGAAGGAUUCCAGCAAUAAUUCAGAUGGCAAAACCAUUGCCAAGGUGAAAUGCGAGGCCAGAUCAGCCUUGGCCAAGCCCAAGAAUAACCACAGCAGCUGUAAAAAGGGCUCCAAUGAGGAGAAAUCAAAGGUUGCCAUUGGGGAAGAAUGCCGGGCAGAGGAGCAGGCCUUCCUAGUGGCCCUUUACAAGUACAUGAAAGAAAGGAAGACGCCAAUAGAAAGAAUUCCCUAUUUAGGGUUUAAGCAGAUCAACCUUUGGACUAUGUUUCAAGCUGCUCAAAACCUGGGAGGAUAUGAAACAAUAACAGCCCGCCGACAAUGGAAGCAUAUUUAUGAUGAAUUAGGGGGUAAUCCAGGGAGCACGAGUGCAGCUACGUGUACACGCAGACAUUAUGAAAGAUUAAUACUGCCAUAUGAAAGAUUUAUUAAAGGAGAAGAAGAUAAACCUCUGCCUCCAGUAAAACCUCGAAAACAGGAAAACAAUUCCCAGGAGAGUGAAAGCAAAACAAAAUUAUCUGGAACCAAACGCAUCAAAAGUGAAAACCCAAAGAACAAGAAAGAAAAAGAUCAUGCUACAAAACCCCAGGACACGACAGAGGUCUCAUCGGAGCAAGAGAAGGAGAAGCCGGAUCAGAGAAAUCUGACCGCGCCCCUCGCCGCGGUGGAAUUGAAGAAACAGAUGGAAGGGAUCUCAGCGGAGGUGCUCGUGUCCAGAGCGGACCCCGAAAAAGGAGACUUGAAGGACCAAGGCUCGACCAAGGAGAAAGCGGAGGACGCCAAGGACAAGGAAGAGGAAGAGGCUGCAUCUUCCUUUCUUUCUUCGGUGCUCCCCGAUGAGGAGCCAGCCCACAUCCCGAUGGUUGGCAAAGAGCUGCAUCCGUCUCCGGAUAUCCUCAUUGACAUGAAGCAAGAGCCCCAGACCUGCAGUUUUACAGAUACCCCUGAAAACGAGCUUCAGGAAACCCCCUUCGGCAGUUUUCCCACCAUGCAGCACCCUUUGGCAAGCCAGAACGAGAUGGAGGACGACAAGCUGCCCGUGAUGGCCGAUUAUAUCGCCAACUGCACUGUGAAAGUGGACCAGCUUGGCCACGAUGACAUCCACGACGCGUUGAAGCAAAACCCCAAGGUCCUCGUGGUCCAGUCGUUUGACAUGUUCAAAGAGAAGGAGUUGACGGUUCCUCACGACGACCCCGCGUUUAACUAUACGCCUCUGCUCUACUCACGGGGCAAUCCGGGAAUCAUGUCUCCGCUGGCCAAGAAAAAGCUUCUGUCCCAGGUGAGCGGGGCCAGUUUAUCCAGCAGCUAUCCCUACGGCUCCCCUCCCCCUCUGAUCAGCAAAAAGAAACUGAGCGGCAGAGAUGAACUGUGUUCGGGGCUGUCCCAGGCCCAUCACGGGCCCCACGCGGACCACAUGGUGGUCAGCCGGCCGUCGGUGAUCCAGCACGUGCAGAGUUUCAAGAGCAAGACUUCCGAAGAAAGAAAAGUCAUCAACGAAGUCUUCAAGCACGACAAGUUAAGUAAGCCGGAUCCUCACCGCUGCAGUUUCUCCAAGCAUCACCUCAGUCCGCUCGCCGAGUCCUACGUGCUGAAGUCCGAGCUGGAGGAGAGCAAGGACAAACUGAUGGAGAAAAGGGCGCUCCAGCACUCCCACAUGCCCAGCUUCCUGGCAGACUUCUACUCGUCUCCUCAUCUGCACAACCUUUACCGACACACGGAGCACCACCUUAAUAACGAACACACGGCUAAAUAUUCCCCCCGAGACAUGUACAGAGAAUCAGAAAAUAUUUCCGCGUUCCCUUCACAUAAACAUCAAGACAAACUCAGUGUAAAUUAUCACGCGUCUUUGCAUCUGCAAGACAAAAAGGCGGCCUUGGAAGCCUCCUCGGAUGACCAGCCCACAGAUCUGAGCCUUCCAAAGAGCGCGCCUAAGCAGACUGGAAAGGCCGUGGGCCUGGCUCACUCGUCCAUGGCGCAGCAGGAAGGCAAAGCUCUCUCCCAGUUUCAGGUUAUGAGCAGCCAGACCAACCGAGACUGUAACCCCAAAGCCUGCCGCGUGUCCCCCAUGACCAUGUCGGCCCCCAAAAAGUACAUUGAGUCGCUUCCUAGGUCUGGAAAGCCCCAUCACGUGAGACUGGAAAACCUGAGGAAGAUGGAGGGCAUGGUUCACCCGAUGAUCCACCGCAAAACGAGCCCCCAGAAUAUCGGCGCGGCGCGGCCUUUAAAGAGGAGCCUGGAGGAUCUGGAUCUCGUGAUUGCGGGGAAAAAAAUCCGGGCCGUGUCCCCCCUGGAUUCUUCCAAGGAAGCCUCGGCAAAGGACAAGGCCUCGGAGCAGGAGGGCGAAGGCGCCAAGCCGGCUCACGGCGGGCAUCCCAGCGGCACGUUGGAGGGCCACAAGCUCCCCCUCUCGUCGCCCAUCUUCACGGGCUUGUACCCGGGAACCCUGUGCUCGGGCCUCAAUUCCCGCGUCCCAGCUGGAUAUUCUCACCCUCUGCAGUACUUGAAAAACCAGACUGUGCUCUCUCCGCUAAUGCAACCCCUGGCUUUCCACUCCCUCGUGAUGCAGCGUGGAAUCUUCACCUCCCCGGCAAAUUCUCAGCAGCUCUAUAGACACUUAGCUGCGGCCACACCUGUAGGAAGUUCCUACGGGGAGAUUUUGCACAACAGCAUCUACCCUCUAGCUGCUAUAAACCCUCAGGCGGCCUUCCCAUCUUCCCAGCUCUCCUCUGUGCAUCCCAGCACAAAACUGUAAACGCAGCCUUCCAAAGCAUCUAACGGAAACUGUCAGUCUCGUAGCUUCACUCCUUACCCCGCGAUGACAUCUUCAAGAAGGAGGCGUCGCUAUUCCUUCUCAGCUAGGGCUCAGGAUCCACCCUGGGAAUCGAACGGAUAGGUCUCUUGGAUCGGGGUGAGGCUGCGCUUCGGCUAGCUCGGCCUAGACCCCUUUCCCAUUUCGACGACCUCCCCGAUCUCCAAAUCAUUUCACUUUGCACACGAGUUUUGUGAAGGGAUUUACGACGUCCAAAAAUGGCUAAAAGAGACCCUCGUCUGCCCCCAGAUUGUUGGGCCUGAGCUCGAAAGGUGGCGAUUCAGAGGAGGGGAAAAGGAAGACGGUGGGGGAAUCCACACCAUCGAGGGAUGCCCGGCUCUGGGUCAGUUGCUUGACUUUUCAAGAUUAAAUCAAUGCAAUGUAUAGUGAAUCUGCAAUCGAUCUUUCCUUUUGACACUAUUAAGCCGGAAAAGUAAACACUGUUCAAUUGACUGUAUAGACUUGCUUCUUACAAGGUACCUGUAUUUGUUUGUUCCCAUAAUUUAUAUACAGGUAGUUCCAUUUCCCCUUCUUCCCCAGUUUAUUCUGUCCUAUUUUUUUUUAAUUAAACAGUAUCAUUUUGUUGACAGGUCUUUUGUUUCUGUUUGUUUUUGUUUUUGUUUCUUUUUUAAAGGCUGUCCUAGUUGUCGAUGUGUGUAUAUUUUUUUUUUCCACAUCUUAUCAUUUGGAGCAGCUUUGGGUGGUAAAGUUAUUGUUUACAAAUUGAAGCAACCGAUUCAAAUGGAACAAAUGGAGAGAGAGAGAGAGAGACAGAGACAGAGAAAGAAAAGACAGACAGUGGAUCACACGAUGGUGCAAACCAAGUUCAUUUUUCAGUCUGCAAUUUAAGGAUUUUGUUCCUCCUACACGGCAGGGCCGAAAGAGCUUCUCCACUGUGUACCCAGCCAAAGGCUUUGCUUUGAAGUGUUGGGUUCUGUGAAAAUGUUCAGCAUUGUACUUACCUUAUCUAGGCUGUGAAACUGUCCUACAUACCAAGGGAAUCAUAAAAACACAAACUUCAUUGGCAACAAACUGCGGAAUAACAACCAAAUCCAGAGGACAUAUUUGUGGGCUGUACAGAUAUUUUAGGAAUUCCAGAAAUGAAAGCAGAAGCCAACAUGAUCUCCACUGAUGUUGGAUCGAAACCCUUUCAGAGGCUAGAGGGUGGGUUGGGGGGAGGGACAGGAGGCCAGAUGGGACUAACUUAACAGAAGAGAAUGCCUUCCCCCAGCUGAGCCGUCCUUGGGGUGAUCACUGGCCUGGUCCAAACGGCCUCUCACAGGUUGAAAGAAGUGCCCACCGCCGCCAUGUCAUCAUGGCUGUUGAUAAUGAUUGGAGUACUUAAUUACGCACAGAAAAAAAAAAAGAAACUCGGCUUUGGCUGCAAAAGCAACGUUGUCGUGGUGGUGCUUGUUUUGACCAAUGACCUGUCUGGCAACAGAUUUUGCUUGAUGUUUGCUUCUGUCAUCUGAAAUAAAUGCUCACACUGGUCAAGCCAUGGAAAGAUGUGGAUGAUUUGUUUUGCCUCUGUGUUACGUGGGCUACUGAGGUGUAACCACAGAGUGUUUUGUUUUCAAAAGGUUUUGUCAAAGAAAAUGGUGGAUUUCCUUUCGGCCUUCCCCGAGAGUCCCUCCUCCUCUAUCCAUAGAUGGUCAUUUUGUUAAAAUCCUCCACCAUCACCCUCCCCCACAGUUUCCCGUAGACAUUAAUCUUCUAGUUAACUGAGGUUUUGGGUUAUUUUUUUUUCAUUGUUUUUCCUCUGAGAUGUUUUGUUGUAUGAAAAUUGAUGACAAUUUUCAACUUUUAAAUAAGCAACUCGCCUGCAGAAUUUUCAGAACUGGUAAGGCUCUAGAACAAAGCCAUGCAUGCAAUGCAUUUAUUUGUAUUGAAACGUCACCACGACAUAAAGCCAAAUAUCUAAUGUAACAUACUUAAUAUCCAAAGGUGAAAACAGAAGAAUGUAGUCAUCCAGUGUUCAAAGUUCCAUUUGCUUCAAUUAAUUACCUUCCUGUGGGGAAAAAAAAAAAACAAACAAACACGUGUGUGGGUGUGUGUGUAUAUAUGUAUGUAUGCCCAUAUAUACAUAUAUAUGAGAGAAUAUUAAAUAAACUAAUAGUCUUUAGAUUAUACAUGUGUGAGUGCAUAUUAUCCUGCUGUUGCACAAGAGAGUAAGAGAGAGAGAGAGAACAUCACAAUCCCAGCUGGUUUCCUUCCAGCAGGGACACAUAAGGAAGUUGCACUAGAUAUGAAUCGUGACAGAACCAGAGAAUAUGAAAGAAAAACAACCUCAUGGCCAUUCCACAGUAAAGAAGCAUGUUUAAAAAAAUAUGGGAGCUUCCAUUUUGGGGGAGUCAUCUAUAAAUUGUGGACCUGGGGGUAUUUGUUUUCCGCAACGCACUGAUCUCACUUUGGUUCCAUCAGGUUGGAAUUGGGUCAUGCUAUUUUCAAAUCACGUUAAUAGAAGCCAGCAUUCAUUUUUUUUUUUUUUUUUCAUUUGUUGCAAGAGGAGGCUCACUGUUUCUCUCUGAGGGAGAUCAAAUGCUAGGUAAAACCUCAGGACCACUAAAUGAGAGAUGGUGGGAUUCCCUCUGGAAGCAACACGUUAUUUGUUGUUGUUGUUGUUGUUGUUGUUGUUUUUUAUCUCAUCCAAAAUUUUAGAGUUCUUUCUCCCAAAAGACCAUUGAAUUCCUCAUUGGCUGAGAAAGGCUUUUUUUUUUUUUUUAAGUCUUACACGGGGCUUUGUUUGUAUUGUUUGAGUCCAAGGGGCCUUAUUAUUGAAUGGAGUUGUGCAAGCCUUUUGUUGUGCAACCAGACCCUUGUUAUUGGUAGUUUUGUAAAGGAAACUGUGGAAUCUAAUGGGCAACAGAGUCAUAAAUCUAUUUACUGAGAACAGCUUCCAAGAAAUGUUGCAAUUCCAAAUGCACUAAGUUCAUGAUUCAUUGGAUAUUUUGGAGGUUCUAAGAUUUAAAUAACAACUCUUCCCCCACCAUCACCAGAAAAAAACGGGAAGAAAAAAAAAAAAAAAACAACUCUUUUCACUUUAGCAAAUUCAAUUUUAAAAAUAGAGCCCAGUUGAGUUUCAGAAUUCACUGUCCUCCUAGUAAAUAAUUAGAAUGCAGAGUACUUGCAACAGGAUUGUCUUAUUUAGUUAGUUAUUGGAGACUCUCAGUUCACAUUUAUCAGAGCAUAAAGAAUCGUUUGUUGAAGCCCAAUAUUGACUUUACAAUUUACUGAACUGGUGCAUGAGUUCUUAAGUACUGUAUCUUACUAUGUUGCUGUGUCUCAUGGAAGUUUUUGAGUUGGUCCCACAAAAAUCUUUUAUGUAGUGUGCCUUCAAAGAGAGCAGUUCAUUUUUCUCUUCACUGAUUGUUCCAUACGGUCACAUUUUGUGGUGGUCAGCCAAAUCCCAUCUGGUCCAAUUUUCCAAUUGUUCUGAUCUUAAUGAGGAAUGGGAAUGAUUUCACUCUGGCGAGACCCACACCAUUGAAACGAUCAUCAUAAGCACUUAACUCCAGUGUUGGCUGUAAAUGUAUUUGAUAUUCUGCUUGUCUCCCUAUGGUUGAAAUAUGUUUGAAGAAAAGGCAGCAUAAUCUCUUGGCUGUUUAUACUUUUUUAAACUUUUUCUUUGUUGUAAAUAUUGUAUACUUUUGGUGAUUUGAGUUAUGUAACCUCUAUGCUCUGUAAGGUGGUUAUUUGUAUAUAGUAAAAUGGCCCAGUGAUAUUAGAGACUUUCCCAUGGAGGAGGUUAUUGAGUAACCUCUGCAUUAGUUUGAACACUACCAGAAAUAAAGCUGAGCCAACUAUAAACACUCGAUUUUGUAUGUUUUCCAAAUUGUACUUAUUAAUGCUUUUGAUACUGUAUCACGUGCCAAUAGUUUCCCAAUCACAUAGCAGGCAAGAGAUAUUUUGUACUUUUUGAUCCACUGUCAUAUUUAAUAAAAAAUGUUACUAUCUGUU